Molecule: messenger RNA, 2903 nt
Organism: Cercospora beticola
Lineage: Eukaryota; Fungi; Ascomycota; Dothideomycetes; Mycosphaerellales; Mycosphaerellaceae
Molecular function (GO): protein binding
Source: RefSeq, a predicted model, not a curated record
GGUAUCACAAGCGCGUUGGAGCAGUCAUCGAUUGACAUCAGCGCUCAGAUGCAGACCACGCGUUGAACUCAAGCUGCAACCUUAAGUGAACGAGCAAACAAGAACUGCCGAUUAGGCAACUCCUAAGUGAAUGGAGCGGCGGGAGUGCGCGUCUUGCCGAGAGCCCCUUCCGACGUUUGAAGCAUUUGUGACGGAAAAGUGCAGUUGCGCGCUUCCUCGCACGUUUGUUCCAAAAACAUCAACACACACACCCGCCGCCAAACGCGGUCACUCACCGAUGAAGCACCGCGACAUCAUUGAUCGCGGCUUGAGAAGAGUCUGCAGUGCUCUGUCGCUCUCCACCAGCGUCAAGCCUCGCACUGCGCGUUCACUGGACAGCAGUGCUUUGUCCCUCGACACCGGCUUCGUCCACGUCGGCGCCGACAUCGAGUCGUCGCCAACAACCACCAUGGGUAAGUCAAACAAGUUCGACUACUCGAACAGACCAAACAGCGGCGAGAAGUUGGGCGGCAUUAUUGGCAGAGAUGUGGAAAAGGAGGUGGACAAGGUAGUCAAAGAUGUAGAGAAGCAGGUGGUGAAGGCGCGCAAGUCCAGCAUUGGAAGCAAUGUCAGUAGCCUGAACUACAGCGCGAUCAGCGAGGAUGUGGUGCACUACCUGGAUAUCAAGGCUCCGGCGAAGCAACUUGGCGAUGAAGGCGCUUGCGCGAUGGCCACGCGGAUGGCGACCGCUCUGACCAAACAGGUCACUGGCGCAUCGGUUCUGCUGGAAGAUCUGAACAUCAGUGACAACGGCAUCACUACAACCACGCUGGCGCAGCUCGCACCGGUCAUCAAGGCCGCUCACUUGACCCUCAAGACCCUCAAUCUUUCCAACAACAACAUCCGAGUGGAGACCGACCAACAAGCCGACGAAUGGGAGCUGUUUCUUCGAUCUUUCAAGGAUUGUUUCAAGCUCAGACGUCUUGAUCUCUCUGGCAAUGUCGAUCUGGGCGCACGAGCAAUGGAGAUCUUGGCGAAAGUGCAUUGCCAUGAGCCACGUAUCGAUCCAGUGCUGGUUGGUGGCGGCGCUUCUGUCCGCUCCCUUAACAUGGAAGAGGAUCACGAGACAGCUGGGACGCCGACUAGUGCGGCUUUCAGCGAUGCUAUGGCAAAAGGCGGAUUCGUGAAGCGCAGAUGCGGAUUGCGUGGUAUCCCAUACAUCACCCUGACCAAUGUCGGUCUCACGGAUGCUGGCGCCUUGUGGCUGUCCUACGUGCUCGAGGAUCAUUACUACCCGAUUCAGCUUAUUGAUGCAGUCAACGCUGCGCCCGCAAGCUCUGGCAUUCGAACUUAUGCUCAGGACUCUGCCUCUACUGGGCUCGACUGGGACGCACAGGAGACCGCGCUGGGCAAAGAUGGUCUGCUCUUGCUGAAGAAGACCGAGAUCUUUCGUAAACAGGUGAUGCUCGACGACGGUAGUACGCUGGAUUACUCUCCUGAAGACAGCAAGUCAGUCUUGCGUGCAAGCGCAGGUCAUCGUCGAGCAAGUGUGCGUUCUAACACGGCUGCGGAUGAAGGCGAGCACGGCUUUUCGGAGAUCGAGAGUCUGCGCAUGAAACUUCAGCGCCACAUCAUAGCCAACUCUGGUGUCUCCCAAGUGGAGCUGUGGCGCGCUGGUCUGCGCAUCAUUUCUUCAUCGACGGUGCUCAACCGCUACAGAAUCCAUCAAGGCACGUACUACAAACUGCACACAGGUUGCAAGACCUCGAACUCCGGACCAUCGCAGCUCAAUGACGAACACGAACCGCCGCAUUCAUCGCGCAAUGGCAAUCACGGUGCCCGUCAAGGCACAUAUGCACAGACACUCACUGUUAACACAGGCGCAACGCCUGGUGAGCCGGAGUUCGCAAUCACCGACGUCACCAACAUCCCGACCACCCCGAAAAUGAUCUUCAAGCCACAUCGCAAGGGCGCUUUUAGUGAAGGCAGCGACUUGCCGGCCGUGACUCAGAAGAUGGACGGUCUCGUGGUGCGCGAUGACAAUCCGGAGCGUUUUGUGCGCUGGCAGGAGGACAUGAUUGAGAGAAAGGGAGGCAUGAUGGCUUUCCGCGAUUCGACUGUUCCAACCCAGCUGCCACAGUAUGUGUUUGAGUUGAUCGUGGCCAGUACCGUCAACAAGCAUGCGCUUGGCCUCUUCACGCAAGAGCAGUUCCGCGCUGCGUGUGCCUGGAGUCGUGAUCGCUCCACAUUGAAGAUGAGAGAGUCGUGGGAGAGGUUGGCAAACAGCUCUCGGGUGCUGUCACUGCUGGAGCACAGUGGGUGCGUGGCUUACCAGGCAGACUAGGACUGUGCUGGCACGGAGCGAUGCGUUCCCACAAGUCAGCAGAAAUCACAUGAGCAAGGGGACAAGAGAGGCAUUGGUGUGCAUACAGCUCACGCUGCGCGCUUCCAUUCGAAGACCGCAUGAGAAGCGCAGCAAGUGGGAAAUGGUAAAAGCGCACAAAAAACUUGCAGCUCGAGAGGCACGGUGACAGUCGCAAGGACACAUGCCUGUGCCAUCAAGAGUAGAUGCAAAUGAGGACGUUCAACCAUUGACAUAGCUGCUCAUUUCACUACUGUAGCAUGCUAUAACGAAUGGCUUGAAGAUUCCCACCAAAGGUAUUACGCGUGUUUCCGUCCUGAAAUUGAGCAGUUGCAUCGUGCCAGAGACCAGGGCGAGAAAAAACUACAAGCCCGCCACGUGUGGCACGCGUGCUCAUGACCGAUACCAUCACAACGGAACGACCAACGAUAGGCUGUCACGCGGAUUGUCACCAAGGACUGCUUGCUAUUGCCUACAGCCGGAAGCAGAACGAUGCUCCCGUGUCAACGAGCCGCGCUGAUGUCCAGGACUUUCCCCGCCUGCUGGACUGAUCUGGAACAAU